Eruca vesicaria subsp. sativa (arugula) is the source of this 237-nucleotide messenger RNA. Lineage: Eukaryota; Viridiplantae; Streptophyta; Magnoliopsida; Brassicales; Brassicaceae. The record is from the annotation of a GenBank genome assembly.
AUGAAGUUCUCUGCAGCAUCAAUGGAGAUUGCUCUAUUUCUACUUCUUCUAAUAUCCGUUCAAACAAUCGCAGAACCGUCCACACACAAAACCGGUAAAGUCAACCCCCCACCAGUUCCAUCUUCUCCUACUAAAGAUCCUCCUCCUCCAAGGCCACCCACUAACAACGGGAACAACAUGUUUAUGCCGAAAACAAUGGCUCGGAUGAGAUCACUAUCCUAUCUUCGCAUGCACUAG